UCCGUCACUGCGCUUGUUGCCAUGGUGAACGCCGGCAGGGCCGAGGGUCGCGCACAUUCUCCAAAUGUCCUUUUUAAAUAUUAAAAUACAUACGCGCGCGUCUGCUAAAAUGUACUACGGCGGGGGUUUACUUUUAGUUUUUAGAUACUAACCGUAAAUGCUGUUGUAAUAUUUUAUGGGUGCGGUCCGAAUCGCCGCGUAGCAUUUCCGCGGGUUACCGUAAUUUACCUCGCAGGCUAGCAGGCUAACCGGCGUGGCCGCUGCUGGGAGCCGCGGAGCGCGAGGGAGGAGGAGGUAGAGGUAGAGGAGAGGAGGAGGGAGGGGGAGAAGGAGGCGGCACCGACCAGAUUUUUCCCAGAAUCGUCCCAGGAGCUUCAUUGUUGGCGAAGAGAGGGAGGGAGGGAUAGAGAGAAGGCUAAACGAGGAGCGACGUCAUGGGAAUCGCCGAGAAAUAACAGAGCUGUAUCGCGGACUGGCCCUGGACGGCUCCGGUAUGCCUGCUAAAAGCAGCCGGGCAGCCUGACCGGUGCUCCACGGGGCCUGCUUCCCAUCCUGCGCGUUUCUAGUCCGGGCUAGCAACGCGGAUCUUCGCCUAUAUCGCAGUUUUACUGCAUACCCCCGGCAGACGCGAUGCGGACUGUAACGGCACUUUGAUUUUUUUAAACAUUUUUUACAUGGCCGUUUAAAUCAAUUAGGUUCUUUUUUAUUUAAAAGAAUCACCAUUAUCACCGUUCUAAAACGACCUUUUAUGGGAUUGUUAUUUCACCGCAACCCGGGACUGUGAGCGAAAAUGCGGAAUUGGAGGCGGCUCCUGCGGAUCUCAAACCGCUCCUUCCUGGCCUUCAUUUUCUUUUUCUCCUUGUCUACGUCCUGCCUGUAUUUCAUUUAUGUGGCGCCCGGAAUCGCCAACACCUACUUCUUCAUGGUCCAGGCCCAGGGUAUGAUGUUGAGGGACAAUGUCCGUACGAUCGGUCACAUGAUCAGGCUGUACACCAACAAGAACAGCAGCAUCAAUGGCACCGAUUACCCCGAUGGCAAUAAUUCGAGUGAAUACAUCGCCCAGCCGACUACUUAUCUUCCUGAGAAUUUCACCUAUGCCCUAAACCUCCCUUGCCCUGAAAAAUUACCUUCUAUGAAGGGUCAAACUGACAUCAACAUGACUGAAAUGCCCAUGGAAGACAUUUACCUCCGGUUCUCGAAAUACACAGACGUUCGGAACGCCGGCCACUGGAAGCCAGGAGACUGCAAGCCUCGCUGGAAGGUUGCCAUCUUGAUCCCCUUCCGGAACCGGCAUGAGCACCUGCCCAUACUCCUACGGCACCUCAUCCCCAUGCUCCAGCGCCAGCACCUGCAGUUUGGUUUCUACAUCAUCGAGCAGACUGGUACUCAGCCCUUCAACCGUGCCAUGCUGUUCAACGUGGGUUUCAAGGAAGCCAUGAAGGAUCUAGACUGGGACUGCUUCAUCUUCCACGACGUGGAUCACAUCCCGGAGAAUGACCGUAACUACUACGGCUGCGGGCAGAUGCCCCGGCACUUUGCAGCCAAGCUGGACAAAUACAUGUACAUCCUUCCAUACGCGGAAUUCUUCGGAGGUGUGAGUGGGUUGACUGUGGACCAGUUCCGGAAGAUCAAUGGGUUUCCCAAUGCGUUCUGGGGCUGGGGCGGCGAGGACGACGACCUCUGGAACAGGGUGCACUAUGCGGGCUUCAACGUCACCAGGCCAGAAGGGGACUUAGGAAAGUACAAAUCCAUCCCUCACCACCAUCGGGGAGAAGUUCAGUUCCUGGGGAGGUACAAGCUUCUGAGAUAUUCCAAAGAGAGACAGUACCUAGACGGUUUGAACAACUUGAACUACACACCCAAGAUCACUCUGAGCAGACUAUACAAAAACAUAUCAGUUAACCUUUCCCCAGAACUGGCUCCUGUCGCCGACUAUUGAACUGGCUUGUUUGUCUCUUGAAUGGAUUCCAGGACCUGACACAAGCAAAAUCCGGUUUCUGAAUCCUUUCAGCUGUAUGAAGGAAAAAAAAUAAAAUAAAAAAAAAAUGGAGUCCGGUUUGACGUGGCUGGGUCGCCCUACGUGAAGAGCCGAGACCCACACCGCCGGAAUGAUCGCGUCGCCAUUUGCAUGUUAGGGGGGCCGUGUCGGCUUCCACUAGUAAAUUACCAUCUUAUUUUGGAACAGCAGAGUGCCAGUGUUAGCCAACACAACGUUUACUGCAUAGCCUUAAAUCCACAGGAGUUCUGUAUCACCAGUCUUUUGUUUGAGUAGUAAGGUGCUGUGGAAGGAGAGUGGUUGGCCAAGGGUUCCACUUUGUGCCAGGAGAGAUGGGGUCGACGCCCUGCAUAACUCACACAGGCUUCUUCAAUCAAUUCUUGCUGAUUUUUUUUUUUUUUUUUAAUUCCGGCGGUGAGGAGUUCAGGUUCAGAAAGUACAAAUCCAGGCCAAGGUUUUGUUUCAACCUGCCAUUUGAGUCUGAAGAGUCACAGAGCACUCCAGCUGGUUGGUUGAAAGAAAACCUUGGUCUGGAUUUGCACUUUCUGGGCCUGAAAUUUCCACCACUGUUAAAUUCACCUCAUUUUUGGGGGGCUGGGGGGGAGGUAUGGCAAAUCAAAGUAGGAACCAGUUAAAAAAAAAAAAAAAAAGAUGAUUCAAGGUAAGUGUGCAGUUCAUUGUACAAAUAUUUGCUCUGUUCCUGGGAAGUGUUCCUCCUCCCCCCAUUUGGAAUGUCAGAUCCGCUGCUAGCGUGGUGCUGUCAGGCUGGGGGAGCAGGAGACCCUGGAGCUUAUGCAGGGCUUUGGAAACCCGUUUCCGUACAGCAGCAGUGUCAAAUGAAACCCAGCCGCUCAUUUUAACGACGACCUUAGGAGACAAUGGGCCUUGUUCUGGCUGGUCGUCGUGUCCAUUUUCGUUCACUCCUGACCGGGUUUAAUUUCCUGAAGAUGGUGAUUUGUAUAUGUGAUGUAAAUUUUGGAUAUGUUUUAUUUUUUUGUAUUUAUUUAUUUCGUAGAAGCACUCCAGGUCAUGUGAAACGUGGUCUCAUUCCUCUGGCUGUAUAUUGUACUGUCGAGACGGUUUGCAUGAAGAAAACCAAUGUAAAUACAGGCCUUUUAAAAUCUAAAGCGUAUUAGGGUUAUUAGACAAUUUAGUGCAACUUUGUUCAUUUUCCUUUGGCAGCUAUGACAUUUCUCCAGAUCGCUAGGCAAUUUAGCUGAAUGGAGCGAGAACCCGUCUGCUGAGAUUAGCCACGCUUUUUGCGCACUGAUCCCCUGGUUUCCGCACCAGAUUUUCACUUGCACCCCCCCCCCCCUCCCCCCAAAGAAAAAGUCUGCGUUGAUCGAGUUCUGCAUGCCUUUAUGAUUUUUUUACAUUUUUUUUUUUGCCUGUGUUUUUGGAAGUGCACUGUGUACCGGUCAGCCACGCCUCUGAGGAGUGGGGGACGCUGGGACAGAAGGGGGUCGCUGAGCUACGCUGGCGCCGCCCACCAGAAUGUCCCCCAUGAACGGGCGUGCCUGAUCGUACGUCCCUCUCUCUGGGGGUGUAUUUAUUUUGAGCUCCGGACUGUAAAAUAAGCCGUAAUGUGAGGAUGGCUGUUGCGCCCUCCUUGAACGGCGUGUAGAAUAAACGUGGGCUAUGACGACUCCAACUAAACGGUUUUGAGCGCUACAUUGUUUAUUUUGUUUGUCUUUUUAAACGAAUGGCUUUUGUCUUCUGUUUGAUGUAUUUCCUGUGGGUUGUUUCUCUCAAAAAGCCCUAAAUAUCGUUGCCUUUGCUGUCUGUUUAGCGUGUGGGAUCUCUGGCCGAGAUUCAGGAGGUGUUUCACCCGACCGCCUGAACCUUCCAUCCGGUUUGGAUUGAGACUUGCCGUUUGCCAGGUUCUCUAAAUGAGGGUGUUAAAUUCACCCAGUCUCAGCAAACGUCCUGUAAGAUCUUGGAGGUCACCCACGCCAGUUGCAGCUCCGAACGUGCACUGUUGUAAAUUAGUUCGAUUACAAUGCCAUAACCCUCUAGCUUGGUUUUAUUGCUGAUGCAAACGCAUGGGUUACUUUUAACUUUACCGUGAAUUUUCAGGGUUUUGGGUGGGGGGCCUCAAAUACUAUCAACCAAAUGUAGCUCUCUGGAGUGUUUUGAGAUUUUAAACAAUCUUUCUAAGAUGCAUUUCAUAAGUAAGUGGCGUUUAUAGGCCUGCGUGAUGAUGCAUUUAUAAAGCCAAUUGUUUAAUGACCACUGUAAUUGUGUCCGGUAUGGAAGUGGGAUCCUCAUGCAGCUGUAACAGCCAUUAAAACCUGACCUCAGUCACAGCAGGUCAGGUCCCAGUACUGUGGACAAUAUACAGCGGUUAUACCUUUUGAAGGGGACGGCAGCUUCCAUACCUGAUACGCAAGUCCAGAACACAAUCACCCGUAUUUCAUUUACUGCUAUUAUUAGUUUUUCAAAUCGAUUUCCAGCACCUGUUUUUUCAGACUCAAGAUUGUAUAAAUGUAGAAAUGGGUCAGCCAUUUUGGGGGGGGGGGGGGUUUGUUACGAUAAAUUUGUGCUCUGCCCCUCCCCCAGCCAGUGAGUAGUCAAGGUGAGAUUGCAAACUGCAGCGAUGUUGUGGUUUAUUGGUUAAACCUCAGAGCUUGGAUCAGGUAACUUCCUGGGGAUUUCAUUGUGGUACUGUUUAAAGGGAAGUACUACUACUGGGAAGAUCUGGAAUGUAAUUAUGGCUGGGCUAUUCUUUCUAAAGUGGCUUAUUAUGCGAGAUGAAGAUAUCAUGAGAGGUUUCUGCUGAAGUCGGUGCAUUAGCGUAAUGAAACUUAUCUAGCAUAAAGGCAGAGAGUUCACAGUUGAUGGGUGGAUUUCACUGGAAGUUCAUCGACGUUUAAGUCUGGCUUCGCGGCAGAUUUUGAAUCUAUGGUGGAAUAUUCUGUAGGAGGGAAGAUACUCUGAGCUGAUGAGCCUCCUGUCUUCCUGAUGGAGUACCACCCAGCCCGAUCUUUCAUGUAGGAAAUGGCGGUCCCCAACCAGGAAACGCUCCCAGUGGAUUUGACGCCAGAAGUUGUCCUUGUAAUCAACUGCAGCAGCUCCUCGCGUCUGAAAGCGCUGAUGUUAAAAGCCUCACCUAUUCGGUUUUUCCUCUUCUGCCACCCAAAAGUUCCUUUUGAUGGUGUGUGAUGGGGCCGCGUAGCGUCAAGCGUGUGCUGAGGCAUUCCACCUCGGAUACACGCGUUCCCUGCUGUCAGCGUGCUGGAAGGUUGUCUAUACUCCGCGUGCAUCACCAAUAGGGUUAUUUGUAAUGUUGAGUAUUACAUAUUGCAGUAUUCAUAUUAAUGUGCCUUGGGUUUUUAAAUUUCAGUUGAAAUAUUUUAGAAAUAUUUGAUUUUAGGUUUUUAGCAGUGAACAUUGACUUGAGUUUAUAGGAAAUUUGAGUGCAUAUGCGUUUUUUUUUUCUUCCUUCCUCUUGUUUUUAUUUUUUAUUUGUUUUACCUAGAUGUGAAUAUAUGAAAAUUUAAGAUUAUUAUUAUUAUUUUUUUUAAAGAACAUUUCACAAAAUAUUUUGACGUUGCUUUACAGUGUUUGUAUAAUCAAUUGCUUUGGAAUUACGUUCACACUGUUCUGUCUGAUACAGUGGACUUUGUAACCCUGUUUUUUCAGUAAAGUAAACGAUUAUGUUGCCAUGUUCAUGUAACACCGCUUUAGCAUAUUUUUUUAUUCAAAUAAAGAAGUGAAUUUCAGUGUCA
Molecule: messenger RNA, 5724 nt
Organism: Brienomyrus brachyistius
Lineage: Eukaryota; Metazoa; Chordata; Actinopteri; Osteoglossiformes; Mormyridae
Product: beta-1,4-galactosyltransferase 6-like
Exons: 9
Coding region: 791-1939 (382 amino acids)
Biological process (GO): carbohydrate metabolic process; glycosphingolipid biosynthetic process
Molecular function (GO): UDP-galactose:glucosylceramide beta-1,4-galactosyltransferase activity
Source: RefSeq, a predicted model, not a curated record